Molecule: messenger RNA, 1121 nt
Organism: Callorhinchus milii (elephant shark)
Lineage: Eukaryota; Metazoa; Chordata; Chondrichthyes; Chimaeriformes; Callorhinchidae
Product: protein DBF4 homolog B
Exons: 12
Coding region: 48-1121 (357 amino acids)
Biological process (GO): positive regulation of nuclear cell cycle DNA replication; regulation of cell cycle phase transition
Cellular component (GO): Dbf4-dependent protein kinase complex; nucleus
Molecular function (GO): protein serine/threonine kinase activator activity; zinc ion binding; nucleic acid binding
Source: RefSeq, a predicted model, not a curated record
CUCCACACACCUCUGUUUACCGCAGAGACAAAUUUAAUCCAGGAAAGAUGCCGGGAAGAUGCUUGGUGAAAGAGUUUGAAGACGGUACCCUGUCAAAGAGAUGUCUAAUUUCCGGCAAAGCAUUCUACCUCGAUCUGCCAAGCAACAAAAGCACACAAUUCCUGGAGAGUGUUUUGAAGAAACUCGGAGGGAUAAUAGAAAGCUUCCUCAGUAAAGAAGUGAAUUAUGUGGUUUCCAGCAGUAAAGAAGCAACACUUGGGAAUAAAUCUGGUAAACUGGCAUCCGUUUCCAAAAGAGAAUACUGGAAAAAUAGCCAGGUUGCUUCCCCUCAUCCAGUCCACGUGAGAAGUGGCCAGACAACCAGUUGGGGGAAAAGAUUACUUGAAACAGUGAUCAAGAACAAUGAAUACAGUGCCAGUAAUAGCAUCUUGGCCAAUGCUCGUUCCUGGGGAGUGAAAAUCCUUCAUCUUGAUGAUCUAUUAGCAUAUGUUGAAAGAAGGGGAUUUAAGAGAUCACCAAAUGCUGGUAGAAAGACUGAGGGAAAUGGUCAUUCAUCCAAAUCCACUUGCAAGGGUAAAAAAGUGGAGAGACUAAAACAGCCUUUUGUGAAAGUUGAAGAUUCCUCUCGUCAGUUUAAACCCCUUCACCAGCAGUUUGACAGCUUUCCAGAACUGAAUUACCAAUCACCCAGAGGAUCCAGUGCAUUUGACCUUCCAAAGAAAUCUCGGAACGGAGGCCAGGAGCAGGAUAAGAGUAAACAUCGACGAACCAACAGCGAGGGAGAUAGCAAAACCUUUUUGAAGCCAACAGUAAAACAUAUGGAAAAGAAACGACAGAAAUUCUGUGAAUGCUGCAAUGAGACGUUCAAUGAGCUGGAUACACACCUUCAGUCUGAGCAGCAUCAAGACUUCGCAAUUGACUCCUCUCAGUACACAACUCUGGACCGUAUUAUGUCUCACUUAGAAAAUGAAUUUGCAGAGCACCAAAAUACUGCAUGCAUCCAACGAUCCCUCAACUCUAUUUCAACUCCUGUAAGCUUAUUAACCAAAAUGGACAUGAAUCAUUACCGCCUGUUGAGUACCUCAGUCCUGCCAUUGAAACGCUUUCACCUGAAUCUGUAG